This is a messenger RNA of Exophiala oligosperma, 1453 nucleotides long. RefSeq lists its product as uncharacterized. The coding region runs from base 111 to 1319 and encodes 402 amino acids. NCBI's taxonomy places the organism in Eukaryota, Fungi, Ascomycota, Eurotiomycetes, Chaetothyriales, Herpotrichiellaceae. Gene Ontology annotation, biological process: magnesium ion export from mitochondrion. The transcript has 3 exons. Gene Ontology annotation, molecular function: magnesium ion transmembrane transporter activity. The record is from RefSeq and is a predicted model, not a curated record.
CGAAGUUCCCAGGCGCAAGCAUUGAACUGCACCCGUUUCUUACCUCUAUUUCUUUUCCUGCUGUUUUAAAUACCUUUGCUUGCUGGAUCUACAGGGCAUGAAGCCCUACAAUGAGUGCAACCUCUCGACUCUCCAAUCUCUUCUCUCAAGAUAACACGCCUAGAGACUCUGUCCAGAUUCAACGCAAUGGCUCCGCCGAGUCAGAACUCGAGAUCGACAGCGCACGACAGAUUAAACGCCAACGAACAAUGGAAAAGUUGGCGGAGGAGGAAACCGAUGAUGAGCUGAAGAGGCCUCCUUAUCUUCAUUCCAUGCUCGCUGGUGGAAUCGGUGGAACCAGCGGCGACAUUCUCAUGCACUCUUUAGACACAGUCAAGACGAGACAACAAGGCGAUCCCCAUUUUCCUCCUAAGUACUCCAGUUUGUCCGAUUCAUAUGUCAAGAUUUUCCGGCAAGAAGGCAUCAGGAGAGGCCUCUACGGAGGAUUCACAGCGGCCAUGCUGGGGUCGUUUCCUGGCACGGUGACAUUUUUUGGUUCAUAUGAAUAUUGCAAGAGACAUAUGCUCGAUAGAGGAGUGAGCCCGUCUCUUGCAUACCUUGCAAGUGGAUUUCUCGCCGAUUUCGCAGCAUCGGUUGUCUAUGUCCCCUCCGAAGUUCUCAAGACCCGAUUGCAACUACAGGGGCGAUACAACAAUCCCUUCUUCAAUUCUGGAUACAAUUAUAAAUCUACUUGGGACGCGGCCAAAACAAUAGCGAGAACAGAAGGAUUUGGUGCGCUUUAUUCGGGAUACAAGGCCACAAUCGUGAGAGACCUCCCAUUUUCCGCCUUACAGUUCGCAUUCUACGAACAAGAGCGCAAAUUCGCACAGAGGUGGAGCGGAAAGAAUGAUAUUGGCCUUGGAUUGGAGGUGUCGACUGCAGUCUCGGCGGGCGGUAUUGCAGGCGUUAUGACCUGUCCAUUGGAUGUAGUCAAGACACGGAUACAAACCCAGAUUUCCCCGGACAAUCAUACGAAACACAGUCAGGCAGCCCAUCACGAGAAGACGAUCAAGAAUACUCCGACCUCACAGUCACAGACACGUUUGAUCCACUCGGGACCGCGAACUGUUCCCCAUACCGCUCCUACCUUGGACACCUCUUCCGUGAUAACGGGGCUCAGGCUCAUCUACCAAACUGAGGGUGUACCGGGCCUGUUUCGUGGCGUUGGCCCACGGUUUGUGUGGACAAGCGUCCAAAGUGGAACGAUGCUUGUCCUGUACCAAUAUUUGUUGAAGCAGAUGGAGCGUGUGCGAUCCAGCGAAGGAUCAGGAGUGAUGUAAAUAUUUCUGUGUACGUUUGCAGUACCGAGUACUCCGUACUCCGUGCCAACUGGUGUCAUUGUAUGGGGAUACCCUUGGAUAGGAUGUCAGGCGAUGAUAGAUAUAGACUGUACUAUAAUGCACAAAAUCUUCGG